UAGGUUGAAAACGUAAGGCAACACAGUUUAUUUGAAGAAGGUCCAGGGGUUUACAGUUGUGCGUGAGAGUGAUUGACCAUCUCUCGUGAGAGUUACCGACAAGACUGACUGUCUCGACAAAUUUUGGGUUGCAGGUUGACUUGCUCGGGGUGGAGUCAAUUUUGUGCGGCCAAUUUUUGGAGCCUGAUUGGCUUCACCCCCAACCUGCCCCCACUUCCGAAGACGUUGCUCUAGGGCCUUGAAAAAAGGGCAAGUCGACGGAAGGCAGUUGGAGACCACCUUGGGUCUCCGGCUAAAGUACAGCAAUAAAACUAUUUAACCGGUAAAGCAAACGGUAAAAAAAUGUCGUUACAGCGGGUCGUCGUUGUAAAUCCGAAAUAUUUGAACCUUGUCCCGUAGGGUUCGGUUUAUUUUAUUGGUCUGUCAGGCACCUUUUCUCGGGGUCGUAGUUUAGACCCCGUAGGCCCUCAAGUGACCUGACAGAUUAUUCGGUGUUGAUCCGUCCAGGACGGAACAGCAAAUAUGUGGUAUUUUAGUUCUUCCUCUUACAUUUUCUUGUAAAAUUUCUCCAGAAAUUUCUUCAAGGCCAGCAAUAUAUGUAUACUUCCUUUCUCCGAUAAAUAGAUAUGCAUUUUUAAUAGACAUAUAUCAUACGUAUUUUUUAAAUUCCAGAGCCAACCGUUAGUCGCUUUGAACAUGGAUGGACUUCUGUUUUCCUGAUAUGGCUUUAUUGGCUAUUCCUGCGUUAAAAGGUUCAGGAGUUGGCAACUUUGGCUAAUGCAAUGAUGGCUUCUAAUAUUAAAAAUAUCGAAAAUAAUGGAAGUAUUGACAGAAAAGUUACGAAAUUAAAAAUCAGGGAUAGCAAAUGCAGUAAUUAUAUGCAUAUGACAUCUGAUGAACUUGUUGAAAAUGAACAUAUUUCGUUUUGCAAUGAAAGCAACAAAGAUAUUUAUUGUAAUAAAAACAAAUCUUUGGAAACUAAUACAAUCACUGAAUUUUCUGAACAAGAAGUGGAGCAUACACUGUAUAAGGAUUCACAAAAUAUUAAUACCAGUACAAAACACAUUGACACAUUGUUUACUGUAUCAAAUUCUGCUUUACGAAUGAAGAACCAAAAUCGCUCUCCGAUAAUAAAUUGUACAAUAUCACAAGUACCAACUGAGUACUCUAAAAAUAUAAUAAAUAAUGAAUUAUUAUGUUCACAUACUACACUAAAACCUACAUUGUAUGAACAAUGCAGUGAUCUCUCAAACAUUGAGGAAUGCGAAGAUACUUCUUCAUCUGUGUCACAAACUUGCCUUCAAGGAAUUGGAAACGAUUUUACGCAAUAUGCCUUUGAUAAUAACAAUGUUACUAGUAACAUAGAAAAAUGCAUAAAAGUAUAUAGUCACAAGAGACAUAAAUCUAUGGAUGAAAUAAAAAGGAAUAAUGUACUUACAAAUGUGAAUAAUGUAAUGCAUAAUCCAUCCACUGAUUGUAUAGAUUUAUUAGAUGAGCCGUCCACUAAUGAUAUACCAGUUACUCUUCUAACUUCAUUAGACAUGGAAAGUGCUGAAUACAUUAUAAGUUUAAGUACUGAAAAUAUUCAGUCUAUAGUGGGAGCUAAAUUUAAUGAGCAGAAUAAAUUAAAUAUCUAUCAAAACGACUGUCAACAUAUUGUUCAAUACAGUAAUCGAGAAGAUAAUAUAAAUAAAAAAGAAUUAAAUACAGGUCAUCCUGAAAAUUCAAAUUAUAUGAAACCUAUUUUACGAAGAAGUUUACGAAUAAACCAACAUGACCCAGAUGGCACAACAAACAGUAAUGAAAUUUCCAAAGAACAUAAUAGAAGAGAAAAAUAUUUUAGAAAAUCUAAUUCUUUAAAUAAGUUAGAAAUGUCUACCAAAAGAAAACGUAAAGUAAAAAGUGUAGAUUACAGAAUUUCAGAGCAAGGUAUUAACAACAUUCUCCAUUUAAAUAAAAAAACAUUUAAGAGCUCGCAUAAAAACAGAACAAAAUUAAUUAAAAAGAGAAAUGAUAAGUCACAGCGUGUAACAGUUAGUAGAAGAAGAAAAGAGCAAUCAAUUAAGAUAACAAAUAGAAUGAAAUGUGAUAUAUCACAAAUGACAGAAUUAAAAUCUAUUUUAACACCAUCCAGGUUAAAUACAAUGGAACAUGUUAAUCGGGCAUUAUGGGGAGAUAUGUCAGAUUAUUCAGAAGAUUAUGAAAAUAAAGUAGAUUUAGAUGAGUCUGCACUUAAUACAAAAAUUCCAUUUGCUGUAGGUUUGUUGCCCCUACGUACUGCUCUUGAAAAGAUGCAAGCAACACCGGAUUAUCAACCCCGUAAAACUCGUUCAUCGGUUGUCUCAAUAAAACAAGAAACUAAUUUCUUUAAACAGAAGAGUUAUACAUAUUCAAAUAAAAUUACUGCCUCGACGAGGCAACAUUUUUCUACUAGUCAUCCAAAGGAAGAUGCUAAAACAGUUUGUCGUAUCCAAAUUAGAGCAGCUCCAUCAGAAUAUAUGCAAAAACGAAAAAAACAUUUCACAACAAAUAUGGCUACAUUAAAACCAUCCGCUAUUAUAAAUAAACAAUGACAGACACCAUUAUACAAUUUUCUGAUCCAAGAUUUUUAUGUGAAAUGUAUAUAAAUGUUUUAUUAUUGAAAUGUUAGAAAGCAUACGUUAUUUUGAUUAAAAUUUUAUCUAAUUUAUUAAAAUAUGAACUGUUAUUUUCACAUAA
This is a messenger RNA of Megalopta genalis, 2718 nucleotides long. The record is from RefSeq and is a predicted model, not a curated record. NCBI's taxonomy places the organism in Eukaryota, Metazoa, Arthropoda, Insecta, Hymenoptera, Halictidae.